CAAAAUUUCAAUGUAGCUGCCUCGAAAAUACCUCAUCAAAUGAUCGACAAGUUUACCAUCACGCAUCCGAAUCGUAGCAUCGAUUGUGAAUUAUAAAUGUUACGCCAAGGGAUAAUAUAUUAUUAAAACAUCCGUUACUUCAUGUUCACAUAUGAAAAGGACGUGAAAUUUUAUGGGCCGAUAAAUAGUAAAUGAGGGUAAUAAUCGCAAUUGAUCGCAAGAUAAUUUUAAUAUCCUAGGAAAUUCAUAACUGACAUACAUCAAACGAUUUUUGUUGACGGAAUAUGGUCAAUUUAUGUCCCUUCAACGGGAAUUCAGAAGUAUUCUGCAUAUACAUUAUUAACCAAAAGCAUAGUUGGGAGUUUAGGGCCCGGGCCAGCGAGGUGUAUGACUUCGCAGCGACGUGAGCCCACCUGUUAUAGGACAACAAAAUUUUCAUCUAAUAGGCAUCGGAAACUCCAGCCAUUCAGGGAAACGUGACUGUUUUAUCCUCGACAACCGCAAACAGUGCAGCUACUAAGCCAACCAAAACGAGGAACGGUGUACACUAUCAAAGCUCCACAACGCUGCCCCAAGAACACCAACAUUACCAUUUCGAAAUUGAGAGAGAUUGAGAUUAUACCGCCGCCGGAAACGGAGCGAGGAGGCAGCUGGUCCCACCACCACCACCACCCCAAUCUGACCUGCCACAAUCAACCAUCAUCUAAUAUUACGGAGCGUUAAACCGUCAUCAUGAGUGUGAACGUGAACCGCAACGUGAGCGAUGUCUUCUAUCGCUACAAGAUGCCCCGCAUCAUCGCCAAAGUGGAGGGCAAAGGCAAUGGAAUUAAGACGGUGAUCGUGAACAUGGCCGAGGUGGCGAAGGCGCUGGGUCGUCCGCCCACCUAUCCCACCAAGUACUUCGGCUGCGAGCUGGGCGCCCAGACCCAGUUUGAAAAGAAGAACGAGCGAUUCAUCGUCAACGGAUCGCACGACGCCACCAAGCUGCAGGAUCUGCUCGACGGGUUCAUUCGCAAGUUCGUAUUGUGCCCGGAGUGCGAGAACCCCGAGACGGAGCUGCUGGUUUCUACCAAAAAGAACACGAUCUCGCAGGGAUGCAAGGCAUGCGGUCAUCACGGUCCACUUGAGUCCAACCACAAGCUGACCACGUACAUCUUGAAGAAUCCGCCUACCCUCAAUCCGACGUCCCAGGGCUCCUCCCUCACUGAGGGCAAACGAUCCAAGAGGAGCAAGAAGGCGAACGGCGAGACCAACGGUGAUCAGAACGAGGAUGCCAACAACUGUACCGUUGACAACUCCACUACUGAUCUUACCGCCGAUAAUGGUUUGGGCAGCGAUGGCGAUGAUGACACCGAGUGGGCAGUGGAUGUGUCGGAGGAAGCGGUACGUGCUCGCAUGCAAGAUUUGACUGACGGCGCGAAGAACAUGACCAUCAACGAUGACCUAGAAAAGUCUGAGAAGGAGCGCAUGGACAUCCUUUACGAACAGGUUAAGUCCAGACGCGACGGCGGUCAGCUGGACAACGCACAGGUGCAGAAAGAGCUGCUCAGCGAGGCCGAGCGUCUGGAAAUCAAGCAAAAGGCUCCACUUGUUCUAGCCGAGUUGCUCUUCGACCAGAACAUCUUGUCCCAGAUCAAGAAGUACAGGCUGCUAUUCUUGAGAUUCACCGUGAAUGACAAGAAGGCCCAGCGUUACUUGAUGGGUGGUUUAGAGCAGGUCAUCGCUCUACACCGUGACACUCUCAUGGCAAAGGUGCCCGGUUUGCUGAAGGUGCUCUACGAUUUGGACAUUCUUGGGGAAGAAUGCAUCACCGAGUGGGCUGAAAAGGUUUCCAAAAAGUACGUGUCGAAGGAAGUGAGUCAGGAAAUUCACGAUCAGGCCGCCCCCUUCAUAAAGUGGCUUAAGGAGGCGGACACCGAAGAAUCCGAGAGUGAAGACGAAAGCGAUGUGGAAAUUGAGUAUAACGAUCGGGCUCAGGUCACUCCGCUCAAGGCGACACCGAAACCGGCCGCUCCUGUCAAGAAGCCAGAACCGGAGGAUGAAGGCGGCGACGAUGUUGACAUCGAUGCCAUCUAAAUUGACCCACACGGCACAGCAGCAUGUUUAUGUUCUACGUUUACAUCCUUCUACCUACUUCUACUGAUAACGUUAUUACAGGGUGUCGGGGUCCGUUUGAUUAUUUAUCCAAUUAAUUUUUUUUAGUGUCGUGUCACUUUAUUACCCACACAUAAGGCGCCCAGUUCUAGUAUUAGUACGAUUUUCUUAUGCAGCCGUCUACUGAACUGAUUUACCGUUGUAAAACUUUGCCCCGGCUCGAAAUGGGUGGCAAUUUACUAUGACGGUAGGUGUUUAGUUUUUCGAAAAUUGUGUUAAUACUCAUGUGGCCCAACUAUGGAAUUACGUAUAAAAUAGUAUAUUUGAAUUUCCGUAAUUAUGUCAUCGGAAAAGAGUCUUAAAUUAAUUGAUGGGUGGGCUUCACCAUUUUACCCGCUUAUAAGUUUCCUGUGUAUUUUUAUCUUAUUUACUAUUUAUCGGUACCAGAAUAUCAUAUAAAAUCCGCAAUAUUUACUUUUAUUAUUCCUAUUGAUUUAUAUAAAAUUCAGAAUGUUAACAUACAGAAUUUAUAUUUAAACAGAUGGUUAGGUAGGUUAUCAUAUUUGCCCAUGUCAUGUAUUUUAUUACAAGUUCAACAUGGAAUCUAAUUUUAAUAUUGUUUCAUAGUCACAAUAAACAAUUUUAAAAAUA
Aethina tumida (small hive beetle) is the source of this 2745-nucleotide messenger RNA. It is a transcript of the gene eIF5, whose product is annotated as eukaryotic translation initiation factor 5. Gene Ontology annotation, biological process: translational initiation; formation of cytoplasmic translation initiation complex; formation of translation preinitiation complex. Gene Ontology annotation, molecular function: GDP-dissociation inhibitor activity; translation initiation factor activity; eukaryotic initiation factor eIF2 binding. Gene Ontology annotation, cellular component: cytosol. NCBI's taxonomy places the organism in Eukaryota, Metazoa, Arthropoda, Insecta, Coleoptera, Nitidulidae. The record is from RefSeq and is a predicted model, not a curated record. Bases 733 to 2076 code for a protein of 447 amino acids. The transcript is spliced from 9 exons.